GCAGCGCGCGUCCGGCCCCUCCUUCCGGCGGCGCUCUAGGGACCAUGGCGGAUCCCCGCGUGAGGCAGAUCAAGAUCAAGACCGGCGUGGUGAAGCGAUUGGUCAAAGAAAAAGUGAUGUAUGAAAAAGAAGCAAAGCAGCAAGAAGAAAAGAUUGAAAAAAUGAAGGCUGAAGAUGGCGAAAACUAUGCCAUUAAGAAGCAGGCAGAGAUCCUGCAAGAGUCGAGGAUGAUGAUCCCAGAUUGCCAACGCCGGUUGGAAGCAGCAUACACAGAUCUUCAGCAAAUACUAGAAAGUGAAAAAGACUUGGAAGAAGCUGAGGAGUAUAAAGAAGCACGUGUAGUUCUGGAUUCAGUGAAGUUGGAAGCCUGAACUUUUUCAGUACGGGUGUUUUUUGCAUUCAAUCCUGGGGUCCACUCUACGAUUUGUUAUUUUUGACCAUUGCUGUGUUUAGUAAUAUGAAAAUGUGGUUCUUUUUAUGCAGUUGCAUAUAUUUUUCUUUGCAUAACUUAAUGUGUCAAAUAAAUGAGUUCAUCUAAUAAAAUUGUUUAUUUCAUA
Messenger RNA from Psammomys obesus (fat sand rat), 557 nucleotides. It is a transcript of the gene Tbca, whose product is annotated as tubulin folding cofactor A. The transcript has 4 exons. Bases 45 to 371 code for a protein of 108 amino acids. Gene Ontology annotation, molecular function: beta-tubulin binding. Gene Ontology annotation, cellular component: cytosol; microtubule cytoskeleton. The record is from RefSeq and is a predicted model, not a curated record. Lineage: Eukaryota; Metazoa; Chordata; Mammalia; Rodentia; Muridae. Gene Ontology annotation, biological process: post-chaperonin tubulin folding pathway; tubulin complex assembly.